AUGAUGAGUGGGACUGGAAACGUUCCCGCGCUGCUUCACAGCUACAACACCGAUAUACAGCGUAACGGUGGGACUCCGGACUUGGAUCUGCUAGAAUCAGAAUUACUGGAUAUUGCUCUGCUUAACCCUGUGUCCUCUAUGCAAGACCCCGGUUUGUUAUCUUCCAACCAGGAAAAAAUAAUGGCGGCAACAACCAUUGCACCCGUUAAGGAAAAUGAAGAGGAGCUGAGGGAUGAUGUCCAAUCUCUGCAGGGAUUACUUGAUCGACACAUCCAGUUCGGCAGGAAGCUGCCUCUGAGGACGCCAUACGCCAAUCCACUGGAUUUUGUUAACAUUAACCCGCAAUCUCUGCCAUUGUCUCUGGAAAUAAUUGGGUUACCCAAGGUCUCUAGAGUAGAAACUCAGAUGAAGUUAAGCUUUCGAAUUAAAAACUCACAUUCAAGAAAAAAUUUCUUUCUUCAUUUACCUUCUGAUUGUAUAGCGAAGGACAAGUUUUUCACGAGUUCAGAUGAUCCUACCAACUUGGCGAUAACCAAUAAGGAUAUUAGCGAGAGGACUCUUUUCCUGGACGCAUUUCUCUUGUGCGCCUCUAACAGCAACAGUAAUAACUAUAAACAGACGUACGUUUGUAAUAGGUGUACCAACCGAGAGAAAAGAAGAGCUUCAAGAAGGAAGUCCGGCUUAAACGACAACUCCAUCUGGCAGAAUAACGAAAACAAAAGAGCAAUUAUAUUCAAUAGUAAACAACUUUUUAUCGUUAGUAAUAACGGUUUGGACGGUAGCUCUAACGCUGCUAAUUUUGACCUACCGACAAGAAUCGUCUGUUACUGCAGACACCACAAAGCGACUAAUGGGUUUGUGGUCUUAUUCCUCUUGAAGGACCAUAACGGCGACAUUUUGGCCAAAACAAUAACCGAUCCUAUAAUGAUCAUGGACAAAAAAAAUGCUAGCAACACCACUACUCCGACUAGUACAAACAAUGCCCAGGUGUCACCGAUGACAAAUGACACUCGGUCUUUCUCAUCCCCGCAAAGUGACUUGAACUUUCCAUCUGAAUUUCCUAUACCUCUAAACAAUAAAAACUUCGUUAUUUCCUCUAAUUUCAUUCUUGAUGGCAAUUGUAAUAACGAUGACAAUAACAAUAAAAAUGACAACAAUUUUAAAAACAAUAUUAAUAAUAUUACCGCAACAAACAACAAUGACAGACACUUUCCGUCACCGAAGUCUUCAAGUGAAGACAGCAACCAUUCUUUUUCAGAUAUUCAUUUUUCGAGCAACAACGAUAACAAUUUCCAUCAUUCACUAGAUUCCUGGUCUUCCACAGGUCGCAAUAGCUCGUCGAAUCCCGCUCUCACCACGCUAACUAGUGAUUUCAGUACGACUUCUGUAAGAAACAGUAGCAAGAGACAGCGUUCGACAAACGAACCCUUUAUGUCUACUCCUAGCUCGUUUUCUCGUCUUCCUCAAAACUUUGUCGACUCCUCUAAACAUGUGUCCAACCACAGCAGCUUUUCCAUGCCCCUCAAUAACAAGCCUUCUAUUCAACGUGUCAUUCCUGCUCAAGGUUCUGUCAACGGAGGUAUAGAAGUAACUCUACUCGGCUCAAACUUUAAGCAGGGCUUAAUCAUCAAGUUUGGCGAAAACAUAGCGUUGUCCAGUCAAUGCUGGAACGAGUCUACAAUGGUAACUUAUUUGCCGCCAUCAUCUAAACCUGGACCGGUAUUGGUUACUAUUGUGGAUUCGAAUGAAGCGUCUAUGAGAAACAAUAGCAAUACUAGUAUUUCUACCAAUAACAGUGGUAAUGAUAUUCUGCAUUCGAACAAGUAUACUGGUGAUAAAGCAAUUUUCACUUAUGUGGAUGAUACCGACAGGCAGCUGAUUGAGUUGGCUCUACAGAUUGUGGGUCUAAAAAUGAAUGGCAAAUUAGAAGAUGCCAGAAAUAUUGCGAAGAGAAUUGUUGGCAGCGAUUCGUCAACAUCAAACAAUAAUGCAAGAUCCGGGACACAAAACAUUUCUCCAAAUUCAUACACAAGUAUGAUGCGAAACAUAAACGAUGAACAACUAAUUAUUGAGGUUAUUAGAUCAUUCAAAAAAAACAAUAAUCUUUCCACCGUCAAUCUAUCCAUGUGUGAUGUCAGAGGUAGAACUUUACUACACCUGGCGGCAUUCAAUAACUGUUACAGUCUCGUGUCAUUACUAAUCAAAUAUGGUUCGCACUUAAACGAUCAAGAUGUGUUUGGUUUUACCCCAUUACAUAUGGCAUGCAUCAAUGGGGACUUGAGAAUUAUAAGACUAUUGCUAGAAUGCAACGUGAAUUUUAUGAAGAAAACUAAAAACGGCUUCGUUGCUAAACAAUUCUUCCUGAUGAACUACACCGUUAACAAAACAAGGUACCCUAAUUAUGAAACCGCUCUGUUUGAUGAUAUUUUGACCAAGUUGACUAAAAGUACGACCGUCUUCGUUCAUAGUCAACCAUUCGAGAGGAACGCAUCCCAAUCAAGCUUUAAUUCAAGCUUAUUUGAUGACGAUGUUGACCAUGAACAAGAAAGAAAUUACUUCCCAAUAAACUCUUCUGUUCCUACUUCUGAACCACCAAAUUGCAAUGACAAUGCGUCAUUUGCGAUCAUGGAUUCGGAUUCAGGUUAUGAUAUUAGUGACUGCGAGUCGUCUUCAGAUGAGAUUGCUUUGGAGUUCUUCAAUUCCCAUAAAAUCAAGGACGCUUCUUCCGAGGAUAAUCAGCAUCGAAAAAGUACUAAAACUAGUGCGGAGCAGGAUGAUUCUCUAUGGAACAGGAUGUUAACUCGUCUAAAUGACGAACUACCCACGUACGAAGAUUUGUUCCCAAAAAAGUCCAAAAAUUGGGAAACCGGUAGUAAAUCUGUUGAAAUUGGGUCUAAUUAUACUCAAAUAAUCGUGGACGAUCCUCAAACUUCUUCCGAAGAUGAUGAGUUGGAAGCACUACAGAUUGGAUUUAAUACAAUCUCUAAGAAGCAGAACUUUCAGAAUGAUAAGAUGCUGUUAUUCUUUUGGAUCCCAUUGACCUUGGUAUUAUUAAUAUGUUUCACAUUAUCAAAGUUGGGUAAGGAUGAUGACAUGUUUCAUAAUCUAUCCAAAAUAGUCCAGGAGUACUUGAGAAUUGGGUUAGCCAAGGUUCUAUUAGGCAAUGAAAGAAUGAAAGCCUCUUUCAAAAUGCAAUUAUCGAACUUUCAAAACAAUAACAUUCUAAAUGACAUGCGGGCAAAUUAA
Molecule: messenger RNA, 3246 nt
Organism: Saccharomyces mikatae IFO 1815
Lineage: Eukaryota; Fungi; Ascomycota; Saccharomycetes; Saccharomycetales; Saccharomycetaceae
Gene: SPT23
Product: Spt23p
Exons: 1
Coding region: 1-3246 (1081 amino acids)
Biological process (GO): regulation of gene expression
Cellular component (GO): nucleus
Molecular function (GO): protein binding
Source: RefSeq, a predicted model, not a curated record